CAUCUCGCAUUACUAUAUUAUCUUUGUUUUCCAGGUCAGUGGGAAAGGCUUGUAGACUGUAGCUACCAAGAAAGGGCUUUGAGAAUCCUAGAAACCUGGAUACCAUCAACCGAUCUCCAUCCCAUGAUUCUACGCGGGAUGAUCUCCAAAGCAUACUCUGCUAACUUUCAGCACGAGUCAGUUGCUCCUGUAGUCAAACUGAACGACCAGUUCUAUAUACACGAGCUGUUUCAUGGCCCUACGGCUUCCUUUAAAGACUUAGCCUUGCAACUAACACCACAAUUUUUCAACGAAGCUCUUUCACACAAUUCUGUCACUGAAGGACAUCUUAAGCGUCUGAUUCUGGUUGCGACGUCAGGAGAUACAGGCAGCGCGGUGCUAGAAGGUUUUAAGGACGUGUCCAGGACAGAAGUUCUCAUUCUGUACCCAGACGAGGGUGUCAGUCAGAUACAGAAGGCUCAGAUGGUUUCAGCGGAUAGCCCUAAUACACGCGUUAUCGGUGUCAAAGGUGACUUUGACUUUUGUCAAACUACAAUCAAGACCAUAUUUAAUGACAAGUCGUUCAGCAAGACGCUUGCAGACUCUUAUGACGUACAACUGAGCGCUGCCAACUCUUUAAACUGGGGUCGCUUGUUGCCUCAAGUUGUGUACCAUGCCUCGGCGUACUUGGACCUGGUCAAAUCCGGGGUUAUCUCUAUGGGUGAUAUGGCAGAUUUAUGUGUGCCAACUGGCAAUUUUGGCAAUAUUCUGGCUGCCUACUAUGUCAAGGAAAUGGGGAUACCUUUCAAUAACCUGAUCUGCGCUUCAAACGAAAACAACAUCUUGACAGACUUUUUCCACACUGGUUCAUACGACAUGGGAAAGCGACAUCUUCACCAAACUGUCUCUCCUUCCAUUGACAUUCUGAAAUCGUCCAACCUGGAAAGGUUACUUUAUCACGUAACCGGGAGCAAUGGACAAGUUGUAGCCGGUUUAAUGAGAUCGUUAGAAGAAAACAAGCAUUUUAAGAUUUCUGACGACCUCAGGGGUGAGUUGUCAUCAGUAUUCAAAGCUGACUGGACAACAGAAGACAAGUGUUUGGACACCAUUAGAUCUACGUUUGAACAAACUGGCUAUGUCCUGGACACUCACACGGCAGUGGCUAAAGACGUGGCUGACCGCUUUGUUGAUUCUAACCAACCGCUUAUAAUUUCCGCCACGGCACACUACAGUAAAUUUGCUUAUGACGUACUCAAGGGGUUACGGCAGUUGCCAACAUCACAUGACCCUGUGGAGUUGUUUGCAAGCUUAAGAAAAGUCGCUACCAAGCCUGCGCCGCACAGAAGACUCGAAAAUGCAAUCAGCCGACCACAGGUUCACAAGACAGUGUGCGAGGCUAAUGUCAGUACAGUUAUGGACGAGAUCGAUCGCUUCUUAAGUCGGUGAUAUCGCCGAGGAUUUCAUUUAAAUUUAAUAAAAUGUAUUCUGCCAACUGAAGCAUUCCAAUAUGAACUGAACAGAAGUUUACAAACCUCCUAACAAGUUCAAUAGUGACAACCCUAUAACGUAAGAUUUAUUGUGUAACAAAUAAAGAAAUACUUUAGAAUGGAGGGUUUACUGUUGGAAGACUUUCGUGUCUAAGGCUGUGUUCACAUUUGGUGCCAGAAUAUGAUUCUCGCUGGGACUGAUGUGAACAAACUGAUUGUCCAAGUACUCACACCAGAAUUGGGGCGAAGUGUCCGUGCCCAAGUACAAGGUCUCGACCUUGUGUUUGGGCACUAAAUAGACCAAAAUGGCUGCUAUUUAAAAUUCUUUUGUAUGCAUUUAAAUUAGCCCAACUAACCUCUUUUGAGAGUAAAAAUUCUUUUGAAUUACCAACUCAAAAAUGAGAUUAGCUGGGCUAAUUUUAAUACUUACAAAAGAAUUUUUAAUGGGCAGCCAUUUACGAAUGGGGUCUAUGGUACUUGGGUCCAGUGUCUGAACACAACACUAUUUUCUGCCAGUCCCCAGAAACCAGUUCUUGGAACCAAGUGUGAACACAACCUGAGACUUUAUAGCUCUUUGUGGCUCGUGUCAUUUAUAACUUAGUUUUUAUGGUAUUUUAUAGAUAAAGAAAAAAAGGUAUUGGCAUUAUGAGUCGUUUCACUUGAUUCUGGGAGACUUUCAAGCCCCUCCAUCUUUUUUAAUAAACCUCACAUUUACACAUACAUGUAUUAGUCUUCUAAAGUUCUCCUUGGUUCUUACUGAUCUUCAAUAUUAUAUAGAAAUCACUAGCAAUCCACUGGAUUUUUUUUUCUUUGAAAGCCUUGGAAAUAUUGCCAGGAUUCAUGGACUAUAAUAUUAGCAUUAACAAACAAUGAAUAAGCUACAAACUUCAGGAUCAACUGGCAAGGAGACAAUGCCAAUCAUAGGCCUUUUGCAACACUAGUUGGUCACGUGAGCUUACCAGUAAUUUUCAUGAACACAAAACAAAACCACUUUGGAGAACGACAGCAAUAGAAACAGAGUAAAGAAACAAGCUAGCUAACAGACUUUUUUCUGGCUUAUACAUGUUUCUCCAAAGAGAUGCUAUUUUUAUAGUUGUAAGAAUUAGAAGGAUUUUUGUGAGAGGGACAAGCCUUGCCAUCUAAUUGCACUCUAACACUUUUCUUUACAAAUCUUUGUGAAAUUUAAAAACUGCCAUAAAAUCUAUCCUUUGUGAUCUACUGGUCCUCGUACCCCUGUUUCUUAUGUAAGCAGUUACAUAGCACCAGUGUAUUUUAGGUCUAAGGGAUUAAUUAAAGCAAAUGCUCUUAGAUUGCAUGUCCUCGUCAUUUCUAUAUAAAACAUCCUAAUUUCUCAGAUGUCCAAGUCUUGAAAACUGACAUUCAGCCUAAUGUUAAAAAAAAAAAAAUAGUUUUUCCAUUUCAAGAAAUCACAUGUAGCUCUUGUAACAUGUUAAAUCUUUUACAAGUAGUCAAGUGACCAACAGUUCCAAAAGGCCUCUUAUUAUAUAACUAGUGAAAAGAUGGGUGUGACAAUCAAAAGUGGUGUAGACCAUAUUAUUGGAUAGCAAAACUGCCCCAAGGCUCAGAAAUGCUGGCUACAUUUACUAUUACUAGAAGCUGGGGAACAAAUUGUGUUUUUCUGGCAAAAUUUUUGCCCAACCACUUAAAGAACUUCUGAGUGUUACUUCACAAUCAAACAGUACCACAAUCAUUGUGUCCCAGAGGC
Orbicella faveolata is the source of this 3192-nucleotide messenger RNA. RefSeq names its product threonine synthase-like 1. Gene Ontology annotation, molecular function: pyridoxal phosphate binding. Gene Ontology annotation, cellular component: cytoplasm. Lineage: Eukaryota; Metazoa; Cnidaria; Anthozoa; Scleractinia; Merulinidae. The record is from RefSeq and is a predicted model, not a curated record. Gene Ontology annotation, biological process: amino acid metabolic process.